AAAAAAGGAAGGCCGGAUCAACAACAAUAAUUAUAUAACUAAAAGAUAUCAAUUACAUAGAUACAUGCCAACAUUAAAUAUUACAGAUUAUUUUCUUUCCUUUAUUUUGUUAUUUGUUUAAGGCAAUUAGGUUAGAAUAGCUUGUGAGAUACACAUAUAACAAAAAAAAAGUUUCUUUUGUCGGUUCCUCUGUAUAACAUUCUCUCCCCUAUAAAACAUGUUUAUUCUUUUAACUUAACGCAUAAAAACAAUUCCUGAACUGUACUUGUCUGUGCCAUGGGAGAGCCGAAGACAACUAGUUGGGAAACUUUGGCGACCGCCACACAAGUUCCUGCUCCUCCUGACCUCUCUCAUUUUAAGAAGCGUUUAUCUGCAAGCAAGGUACAUCGCAGGCAACACAUAAAAGAAGAAAAGAAAGAUGUUCAGAACAACUCACUCAACGAGGAGGAAGGACCUCGCAGGCAACUGAGAGAAAAAGAAGAGAAAGAUGAGAGAACUGUACUUGUCUGUGCCAUGGGAGAGCCGAAGACAACUACUUGGGAAACUUUGGCGACCGACACACAAGUUCCUACUCCUCCUGACCUAUCUCAUUUUAAGAAGCGUUUAUCUGCAAACAAGGUACAUCGCAGGCAACACAUAAAAGAAGAAAAGAAAGAUGUUCAGAACAACUCACUCAACGAGGAGGAAGGACCUCGCAGGCAACUGAGAGAAAAAGAAGAGAAAGAUGUUCAGAACAACUCACGCAACCAAGAGGAAAGACCUCGUGUCAUCCAAGUGGUAAUUACAGAUCAUAUAAUAGAAGGCUUGCUUCUCGAGCGUCUUCCUGAGAAGUCCCUAUGUAGAUUCAAAUCUGUGUCGAAACAAUGGAAAUCAACGAUCGAGUCAAGCUAUCUCGCCAAGAAACGUCUUGCUCGAUAUCCAAAUCCGAGACUCCUUGUUCUUCGAUUGGAAAUGUCUACUGAUCGCUGUUCAAGAACCAUAUUUCUGGAGAAUAUUUCAAAAGAUCAUCACGAUCACAACAAAAUCAUCAUUUAUACUCACCGGUUCCCACAUCCAGUUCCAACUAAUUAUGGCAAUGAGAAUAUUGGUAGGAUAAUGGGGUAUUGCAACGGUUUUGUCUGCAUCUACGAUUCGGGGUACAUUUAUCUGCUCAACCCCGCAACAAGAAGACUCCGGAUCCUGUCUCCUACGGUUUUACUAGAGUAUACCGGCCGGUCAGGUUGGUCUCGUGAGUUGCCAAUUAGUGUGGGAUUUGGAAGAGAUAUAACUACAGGAGCAUACAAAGUAAUCUUGAUGUAUUUAUUUGAUCGUAUUUUUGUCAAGGCCGAAGUCUUUAACCUCAACAACGGGGAACGAGGAUACACUUUUUUCCCCCCUUUCUAUCAUGAACUUAGCAACGAUAAAUUAUCAGUGUUUGCAAAUGGAUCGCUUUUUUGGCUGUCAUGGCUGGAAACGUCAGCUUUCAUGUGCCGGAAGAAACUUCCAAAGCUUGGUGCCAUAGAUCUUCACACUGAAAAAUUUCGUGAUGUGUUACUACCGUGUUGGUACACCGAACACUCGGAAAGUGUCUACUUAUGGAGCCUAAGAGAACGUUUAUGCCUAUCUGAUGUGCUACAAUAUCCGAAUAUGUACGUUUGGUGUUUGCAGCAAGAAGAUCCGAGUGUGAAGUGGGAAAAGAUCCUUUCUGUUAACAUGUCAAGUUUGGAUUGUUUAGAUCCAAAUUAUUGGAAGCUUGGUCUUGCUGCUUGUGAUCUUAGGCGUACAAGAAAUGAGCCACAUGACAACUUUUUGGAGCAUGUCAGAAAAGAACACCGUAGAACCGUGUUGUAUACGGAGAACUUGUUUUCUUCGCUCUAGUUUCAUGCUAUAUGUUUCAAGCAUAGAACAAGAAUAAUCAAACUAGUUUUUUUUUUCCUUUAA
Molecule: messenger RNA, 1920 nt
Organism: Raphanus sativus (radish)
Lineage: Eukaryota; Viridiplantae; Streptophyta; Magnoliopsida; Brassicales; Brassicaceae
Product: putative F-box protein At1g71320
Exons: 2
Coding region: 277-1857 (526 amino acids)
Molecular function (GO): protein binding
Source: RefSeq, a predicted model, not a curated record